GCAGCGCGCAGCUUUUCGCCGGGCGGGAUUUCCGCAAUAUCAAGUAUGGCGAAGACGUACGAUUAUUUGUUUAAGUUACUGCUAAUCGGAGACUCCGGUGUCGGGAAGACCUGCGUGCUGUUCAGGUUUUCAGAGGAUGCUUUUAACUCGACAUUCAUCUCCACCAUAGGCAUUGACUUUAAGAUUAGAACGAUAGAGCUAGACAACAAGAAGAUAAAGUUACAGAUAUGGGACACAGCAGGGCAGGAGCGAUUUCGAACAAUCACAACAGCAUACUACAGAGGCGCGAUGGGUAUCAUGCUAGUCUAUGACAUCACCAACGAGAAGUCCUUCGAAAACAUAAAGAACUGGAUACGGAAUAUAGAGGAGCAUGCAUCGGCUGAUGUUGAAAAGAUGGUCCUCGGUAACAAAUGUGACAUCAAUGACAAACGGCAGGUGUCCAAAGACCGGGGAGAAAAGCUGGCGUUGGAGUACGGUAUUAAGUUCAUGGAGACUAGUGCAAAGGCCAACAUCAACGUGGAAAACUCGUUUUUGACACUUGCCAGAGACAUCAAAUCAAAGAUGGACACAAAAUUGGAGGGCAGCAGUCCUCAGGGGAGCAGCCACAAGGUGAAGAUCUCUCAGCCCCAGAAGAAGAGCAGCUUCUUCCGCUGUGCCCUACUGUGAGGACCAGACCAUGGGUGUAUACCAAAUGGCCCACUAUUCCAUAUAUAGUGUGCUAUGUUUGACCAGGGCCCAUAGAACUCUAGUCAACAGUAGUGCACUAUGUAGGGAAUAGGGUGCCAUUUGGGGUGCAUACCAAAGGCCUUACCUACCCUCCGCCUGCCCUGGCUGGGAUAUGCUGGGGUGCUGGCUGGACACAACUGGACUGUGCUUGCUCUCAGCACCCCCCUCUCCUUCUACUCUAUUCCCUUCAGCCAGUCCCAAUUCACUCCCCGCCUCUUCCCCUCGGCCCUAACCCUUAGAUGUUUGUGUAUCUGAAGUGUUUGAAUAGAUAUAUGCAGUUGUUUACACCUUGCAUAUACAGUGAGCUCCAGAAGUAUUGGGACAGUGACACGUUUGGUUGUUUUGGCUCUGUACUCCAGCACUUUGGAUAUUUAGCAUCUUUUUUUUUUUUUUUUCACUUGUCAUUAUUCACGAUUCAUUCAGGAUUAUCCGUAACCAUGGUAGCAUCCACAUUAAUGUAGCUGUGUUAAGAAACAUUCUAUUAUUGUUUACAAUAAAAGUGACUGAAAAAUAGCACAAUAACAAACAGCAAAUGCAUCCAACAAAUUUAUAGAAUCACAAGCUUGACGUAGUCAUUGUGUGCUAUGACGAAAUACUGCACUUUUAAUUACGUUAAUACACAUAUAAGUGAAUUUGUCCCAAUACUUUAGUUCCCUUAACUUGGGGUGGGACUAUGUACAAAAAAGUGCUGUAAUUAUCCAAACGGUUCACCCGACAUUGAAAAUACCCUCAAAUUAAAGCUGACAGUCUGCACUGGAGUACCGAACCUAAACAACCAAAAAUGUGUCACUGUCCCGAUACUUUUGGAGCUCGCUGUUUGUGAACAUCGAAGACUUGGGGCCAAUGGUAAUUGGUAAGGAGAUAAUUAGGAUAUGUUGCCUCUCUUGCUCUCUCUCCCUCACUGUCCACCUCUCCCAACGUCACGCCCUGGGGUAGCUGGAGUACGGUAACCGCGACUCCAUCUACAAUGGCCCCGUGAGAACUGGUAAUGCUGCUGUCCUUUGUGCGGCACACCAACCUCCUGUUUUCUCUCACCACGGGUCGGACAGACACACCAACAUCCUGUUUUCUCUCACCACGGGUCGGACAGACUCACCAACAUCCUGUUUUCUCUCACCACGGGUCGGACAGACACACCAACCGGUGGAAACACCACUUGUUUUUUUUAAAGAAGGUUCAAAUGACAUGUCACACAGAAAAGAUGGGCUCUUCUUCCCGUUUCACACUAGUCUCUAUGUACAUACAUUCUUCACACGUAGCCACCUGGCUCCACACCUGCCAAAGUUGGAGCCCUGUUUACUUUUCAGUUUGAAUCGCUUGAAUGACCCAAAGGUUUGGGAUUGGGAACAUGAUGCGUGGAUGUUUAGAUACUAUUUGUAGGCCUCUCUUCCCCCUAGCCACAUUGUUAACAUGAGCCAGAGACUGAUAAGCUUAUUUUUUGAUGAAACAAGAGUUUUUAAAUGAAUAUAAUAUGACUUGAAGAUUCACAAUCCUUCAGAAAAGAUUGAUCGCUAAUUAAUUUAAUUACGCAGACUAAAAGAACAUUCAAUUUGAACAAUAUUCCGUUUUGUUUACAUUCCAAGAUAAUAAUUUGAUGCUAUUCUAUACAUGAGAGGCUUGCAACAGGCCUCUCUUCCUGGACAAAGUUAUUGUACUGAAUCCAAGUGUUUGACUUGUUUACUGCCAGUCCCAGAUGUUGUCUUGAGAACAAGCACACAGCCUCUUAACCAUAGUGCUGCAGCACCACCUGAAAAUAUUUAGACUUUUUAUAUAUAUACAUACAGUACCAGUCAAAAUUUUGGACACCUACUUAUUCAAGGGUUUUUCAUUUUUUGUGCUAUUUCUUUCUACAUUGUAGAAUAAUAGUGAAGACAUCAAAAUUCCAUGUGUUAUUUCAUAGUUAUGUAGUAACCAACAAAAUUGUUAAACAGACCAACAUAUAUUUUAGAUUCUUCAAAGUAGCAACCCUUUGCCUUGAUGACAGCUUUGCACACUGUUGGGAUUCUCUCAACCAGCUUCACCUGAAAUGCUUUUCCAACAGUCUUGAAGGAAAAGUACUAAGCACAUGUUGGUUGCUUUCUUUCACUUUGUGGUCAAAUCAAAUUUAUUUAUAUAGCCCUUCGUACAUCAGCUGAUAUCUCAAAGUGCUGUACAGAAACCCAGCCUAAAACCCCAAACAGCAAGCAAUGCAGGUGGUCCAACUCAUCCCAAACCAUCUCAGUUGGGUUGAGGUCGGGUGAUUGUGGAGGCUAGGUCAUCUGAUGCAGCACUCCAUCACUCUCCGUCUUGGUCAAAUAGCCCUUACACAGCCUGGAGGUGUGUUGGGUCAUUGUCCUGUUGAAAAACAAAUUAAAGUCCCACUAAGCCCAAUCCAGAUGGGAUGGCGUAUCUCUACAGAAUGCUGUGGUAGCCAUGCUGGAUAAGAGUGCCUUGAAUUGUAAAUAAAUCGCUGACGGUGUCACCAGCAAAUCACCAUCACACCACCUCCAUGCUUCACGGUGGGAACCACACAUGCAGAGAUCAUCCGCUCACCUACCCUGCAUCUCACAAAGACACGUGCAGUUGGAAUUUAAAAAUCUCACAUUUGGACUCAUCAGGCCAAAGGACAGAUUUCCACCAGUCUGAUGUCCAUUGCUUGUGUUUCUUGGCCCAAGCAAGUCUCUUCUUCUUAUUGGUGUCCUUUAAUAGUGGUUUCUUUGCAGAAAUUUGACCAUGAAGGCCUGAUUCUCGCAGUCUACUCUGAACAGUUGAUGUUGAGAUGUCUUUUAAUUGAACUCUGAAGCAUUUAUUUGGGCUGCAGUCUGGGGUGCAGUUAUUCUAAUGAACGUAUCCUCUGCAGCAGAGGGGAACUCAUUUCAUUUCCUGUAGCGGCCCUCAUGAGAGCCAGUUUCAUCGUAGCGCUUGAUGGUUUUUACGACUGCACUUGAAGAAACUUUUCCGACUUGACUGACCUUCAUGUCUUCAAGUAAUGAUAGACUGUCGUUUCUCUUUACUUAUUUGAGCUGUUCUUGCCAUAAUAAUGACUUUGCCCUAUUUGGUAAAAGACCAUCUUCUGUAUACCACCCCUACCAUGUCACAGCACAACUGAUUGGCGCAAAUGCAUGAAGAAGGAAAUUAUUUCCACAAAUUAACUUUUAAUAAGGCACACCUGUUAAUUGAAGCUGGUUGAGAGAAUGCCAAGAGUACAAAGCUGUCAUCAAGGCAAAGGGUGGCUACUUUGAAGAAUCUAAAAUACAUUCUGAUUUAACACUUUUUUUGGUUACUACAUGAUUCCAUAUGUGCUAUUUCAUAGUUUUGAUGACUUCACUAUUAUUCUACGAUGUAAAAAAACAAAUAAUAAGAUGAAAAACCCUGGAAUAAGUAGGUGUGUCCAAACUUUUGACUGGUUCUGUAUGUAUGUGUGUAUUCACAAGUGUACAGCACUGGGCCUUAAAUAGUCUUGUAUUAGCUUCCCACGGCUAUGCUCUUAACACAAGGCCUGAGGCUACUUUUUCUACUCUAGAACAUUCUUGUGUGAAAUCUGUUGAAAUGUGGCCCAAUGGAGCAGGGCUAUUUCAUUCUCACCCUGCGAGGUCCGGAGCCCGCUGGUUUUCCGUUCUACCUGAUAGUUAAUUGCAUCUACCUGGUGUCCCAGGUCUAAACCAGUCCCUGAUUUAGAGGUGACAAUGAGAAAAUGCAGUGGAACUGGCUUUGAGAUCCAGAGUUGAGUUUGAGGCCAAUAGAGCGUUAACACGUAGCCAACCUGAGCAUUGGUUCCUGGUAGUGGAGAGACGGACUGAUUAGUGUCUGAAAUGGCACUCCAUUCUCUAGUGCACUACUUUUGACCAGAGCCCUAUGGGUCCUGGUCAAAACGAGUGCACUGUAUAGAAAUUAGGGUGCCAUUUCGAAUGCAGCGAUAGUGUUUUUUUUUUUCUCUCUCUUCGGUCAAGUUACAGCAACAACAUCCAUUUAUAAGCUCAUGUUUAUGCCCAGCUAUAUGGCGUCUCUGGUAGUUAGCUGGUGAAACAUUCAGCUUUUUCACUCUAAACUGGAGUGGCUGUCUGCUAGUACAAACAUCCAUGUUACAAUGUGGACGGACAAACAGACAAACCCCUUCUGAUCCAAUGCAAUCCAUCCCUUUGCACUUUACCAGUAAACCUGUGUGUUGUGUGUAGUCUGUGCCAAGUGAUAGUUUUGCAAUAUAGAACAAGCAUAUUUUUGUCCAUUUUAAUUGAAUGACAUGAUCUGUUGGAUUUAUGGUAAUGGUUGGUACAUUUUAGAUUAGUGUUGUUUAUUACGCCUGUAUUACGCCUUUAUAAAUGGCUUCCUCUCCGUUGCUUCUUCUGAUAUGACUUGUGUUCUAUGGUUCAGGGCCUUUGGUCACAAAUGUCUCUGAAUAUUAAUACUGACCUAGGAAAAGGUUGUCUUAUUCGUUAUGAUUUAAAGACAAAACUGAUCCUAGAUCAGUAUCCUGCUCUGAGACGCUUUAAGAAUACAGGCCCUGGUAUAAGUUUUUAGUAAAAAAAGGGUUUUUAGUUGUAUGCUACUGCCCUGACAAAUUUGAGUAUAAUCUAAAUGUGAUGUUCUCUUGGCUUAUGGAGUCAAGCUAAAACUUCAUCAAGGUCUUGUGAGUCUUGGUUUCAUGUGGUCGUGUCUGUCUUUUUUUGGUCAGUACCGUGUUUGGCAGCUAGGUGUCAGCACAUCACCACCAGCUGUUUAUAACAUUGGAAUAAUGUGUUGAAAGAAAUGUCCAGAAUUAUGAAUAGAAAAAUCCAUUGAAAAGCAUUGUGAUAUUUUUUUAUGUGUUUUGGAAGUGCUGGGAAAAAAAUGGUGUGUAUAUGUGAUAGACACACCUAGCAUCGCUUGUGUCCUACGUUGAUACAGUGUUUAACCAUUGAGUCCUCUUACUCCCAACACUUCCCACCUAGCAUCGCUUGUGUCCUACGUUGAUACAGUGUUUAACCAUUGAGUCCUCUUACUCCCAACACUUCCCACCUAGCAUCGCUUGUGUCCUACGUUGAUACAGUGUUUAACCAUUGAGUCCUCUUACUCCCAACACUUCCCACCUAGCAUCGCUUGUGUCCUACGUUGAUACAGUGUUUAACCAUUGAGUCCUCUUACUCCCAACACUUCCCACCUAGCAUCGCUUGUGUCCUACGUUGAUACAGUGUUUAACCAUUGAGUCCUCUUACUCCCAACACUUCCCACCUAGCAUUGCUUGUGUCCUACGUUGAUACAGUGUUUAACCAUUGAGUCCUCUUACUCCCAACACUUCCCACCUAGCAUCGCUUGUGUCCUACGUUGAUACAGUGUUUAACCAUUGAGUCCUCUUACUCCCAACACUUCCCACCUAGCAUCGCUUGUGUCCUACGUUGAUACAGUGUUUAACCAUUGAGUCCUCUUACUCCCAACACUUCCCACCUAGCAUCGCUUGUGUCCUACGUUGAUACAGUGUUUAACCAUUGAGUCCUCUUACUCCCAACACUUCCCACCUAGCAUCGCUUGUGUCCUACGUUGAUACAGUGUUUAACCAUUGAGUCCUCUUACUCCCAACACUUCCCACCUAGCAUUGCUUGUGUCCUACGUUGAUACAGUGUUUAACCAUUGAGUCCUCUUACUCCCAACACUUCCCACCUAGCAUCGCUUGUGUCCUACGUUGAUACAGUGUUUAACCAUUGAGUCCUCUUACUCCCAACACUUCCCUCCUAGCAUCGCUUGUGUCCUACGUUGAUACAGUGUUUAACCAUUGAGUCCUCUUACUCCCAACACUUCCCACCUAGCAUCGCUUGUGUCUUACGUUGAUACAGUGUUUAACCAUUGAGUCCUCUUACUCCCAACACUUCCCACCUAGCAUCGCUUGUGUCCUACGUUGAUACAGUGUUUAACCAUUGAGUCCUCUUACUCCCAACACUUCCCACCUAGCAUCGCUUGUGUCCUACGUUGAUACAGUGUUUAACCAUUGAGUCCUCUUACUCCCAACACUUCCCAGUUUGUCCCUUCCUGUUCUAUUAAAUGUUUGUGUUUUGAAGAGUUAAAAAAUAGCCUGAGUUCCAGUCUGUUUGUGUUAUAAUACCAAACUCCUUGUCACUCAUCGUCAUGUUUAGCGUGACAAUGAAGUUGGCAGUGGCACAAACAGAUCUGGGACCAGGUUAAAACCAUGAAAAUACAUGCACAACAUUGACAGGAGGGCUCCUUUAAACUAGCCUUCCCCUUUUUCGAUAUCUACUGUACUGGGACCUACUGCUGCACCUGCCUCUCAACCACGUCUUAAUAAUAACUAAUACUCUUCCCGGGUUUGGACCUAGCCUGGUCCCAGAUCUGUUUGUGCUAGUUUUCCAUCCAAUUGGGGACAGAUUUCCAUGUGAAUAUUGUAAAAAAUCUGCAUAAAAACAAUACACGCAUUUUCCCACCUG
This is a messenger RNA of Oncorhynchus kisutch (coho salmon), 7118 nucleotides long. RefSeq names its product ras-related protein Rab-8A. The coding region runs from base 46 to 666 and encodes 206 amino acids. NCBI's taxonomy places the organism in Eukaryota, Metazoa, Chordata, Actinopteri, Salmoniformes, Salmonidae. The transcript has 7 exons. Gene Ontology annotation, molecular function: GTP binding; GTPase activity. The record is from RefSeq and is a predicted model, not a curated record.